This is a messenger RNA of Hemicordylus capensis (graceful crag lizard), 2060 nucleotides long. RefSeq names its product tryptophanyl-tRNA synthetase 1 (gene WARS1). Gene Ontology annotation, molecular function: ATP binding; tryptophan-tRNA ligase activity. Bases 285 to 1706 code for a protein of 473 amino acids. Gene Ontology annotation, cellular component: cytoplasm. The transcript is spliced from 12 exons. Lineage: Eukaryota; Metazoa; Chordata; Lepidosauria; Squamata; Cordylidae. The record is from RefSeq and is a predicted model, not a curated record. Gene Ontology annotation, biological process: tryptophanyl-tRNA aminoacylation.
GCCGGAAGGAAAUGAGCGACGCGCACUGGACUUGGGUUGCUGUGCUGAUGCAACUGAAUUGAUGCCUGCAUGAGCGGCAUUGAGGGCAGCGGUGGGUUCCGCAGACAAGGAAAGAGUUGCGGCGAGAAUAGAGGUCUUUCUUCAAGAGCAGGCAAAUGAUAAACAAGCCAUUUACCUUUGGGAUAUAACUAAAGUUCUCAGGCUAUCUUGAAGUUUCUUGAUAAAAAGACAUCGCAAGACACACUUAAAAUUGUACAUACAAACAACCCUCCACAUUCCUGAAAAUGGCAAGUGUUCAGAACCAUGGCUUUUGCUCUCCUAAUCCUCUUGAACUGUUUGAGAAAGUAACUGUACAAGGAGAACAAGUCAGAACACUGAAAGCAGCGAAAGCACCAAAGGAUGAAAUUGAUGCAGCAGUUAAGUUAUUACUGUCAUUAAAAUUGAGCUAUAAAACAGCAACAGGCCAAGAAUAUCAAGCAGGUUCCCCUCCAACCGAUUUCACUCCAGUCAACAAUGAUUCUGGUGAUGCUGAAGGCGAAGACCUUGUAGACCCUUGGACAGUACAAACCUCCAAUGCAAAAGGGUUGGAUUAUGAAAAACUUAUAGUUCGAUUUGGCAGCAGCAAAAUUGAUAAAGACCUCAUCAAUCGAAUAGAGAGAGUUACUGGGCAUAAGCCACAUCACUUCCUACGCAGAGGCAUUUUCUUUUCCCAUAGAGAUAUGAACCAAGUCCUUGAUGCAUAUGAAAAUAAGAAGCCAUUUUACCUUUACACUGGCAGAGGCCCAUCAUCUGAGGCAUUGCAUGUUGGCCACCUUACUCCAUUCAUUUUCACAAAGUGGCUACAAGAAGCAUUUAAUGUUCCCUUAGUCAUUCAGUUGACUGAUGAUGAGAAAUACCUCUGGAAAGAUCUGACAAUUGAGAAAGCUCACCAGUAUGCUAUAGAAAACAUCAAGGACAUUAUAGCCUGUGGAUUUGACAUCAAUAAAACCUUCAUCUUUUCUGAUCUCCAGUAUAUUGGGUUGAGCCCAGGAUUCUACAAGAAUAUUGUUAAAAUUCAAAAGCACGUGACAUUCAACCAAGUGAAAGGAAUCUUUGGCUUUACAGACAGUGACUGCAUUGGAAAAAUAAGUUUCCCUGCCAUUCAAGCUGCUCCAUCCUUUAGCUCAUCAUUUCCACACAUCUUCAACAAUAAGGAGGACAUUCAGUGUUUGAUCCCAUGUGCCAUUGAUCAGGAUCCCUAUUUCAGAAUGACGAGAGAUGUGGCCCCUCGGAUUGGCUGUCCCAAGCCAGCGUUGCUACAUUCCACCUUCUUCCCAGCCUUGCAAGGAGCACAGACAAAAAUGAGUGCUAGUGACCCCACUUCUUCCAUCUUUCUCACGGAUACACCCAAGCAAAUAAAAACAAAGAUCAACAAGCAUGCCUUUUCUGGUGGCAAAGACACAAUUGAAGAGCACAGGAAAUAUGGGGGCAACUGUGAUGUGGAUGUGUCCUACAUGUACCUCACCUUCUUCCUUGAAGAUGAUGACAAACUUGAACAAAUCAAGGAGGCCUAUACAAGUGGAGCAAUGCUGACAGGAGAACUCAAGAAGGUGCUGAUUGAUACACUUCAGCCUCUGAUUGCAGCUCACCAGCAAAGGAGAAAGCAGAUCACAGACGAAAUGGUGAAAGAAUUCAUGACUCCACGGAAGCUGGUGUUUGAUUAUUAAUUCCAAUCUGCAUGUCAACGUCAUCAGUAAACCCAGAACACAGUGGAUUGAUAUCAUCUCAUAUGUUGUCUCCCUUUAAUUAUGUACAGGCUGCUGUCAGUGUUGUUUCUAACAAAUUACUUGCAAAGUUACCUUUGGUCAACAUCAGCAACCAUUUGGGAAAACUUUAACUUGCUGCCUAUGUCUGUAUUCAGAACAUGUUAGUUAAGGACUUGAUUGGACCAUAUUGCAAGUGAGCAGAACAACCUGAUUACCUGGAAACGAUUGCUUUUUAACAGAGGACCCUGUUUCAUGGAACAUAAUGUUUUAAAAACAUGCUAAGAUCACAUUAAUAAAUAUAUAUAUAUAUUUAAA